AUGUCUUCAUCUGGAUCAAUUUCUUCAGAUAUUAAACCUGUUGAAGCUAGUAGUGAAAUAGAAAAUGUUGAACCAUAUAAAACAUGUACCAUAACUGGUGAUGGUAAUGAAUUUGUUAUUAUUGGAAAUCAUAAAUAUUAUCGACAUGAAUUAAUGCAAGCAUUUGGUGGUACUUUUAAUCCGGGACUUUCCCCAUAUCCUAAACAUAAUUUUGGUAAUCCUGCUGCUAUUGGAUUAGUUGCUACAAGUAUGAAUAUUUUUAUAUUAGGAUUAUUUUUCGCUCAUGCUCAAGGUAUACAUAUACCUAAUGUUGCCGUUGGGUUAUUUGUAUUUAUGGGAGGAUUAGUUCAAUUUUUAGCGGGAAUAUGGGGGUUUUUCAUUGGUUCACAAGUAGGAACAUUUAUACUUACUGUUUUCACUUCAUAUGGAGCAUUUUGGUUAAGUUUUGGAGCAAUUUUCAUCCCAGCUUUUGGUAUUAGUGAAGCUUAUGCUGAUCAUCCAGAACAAUUAAAUCAAGGAAUAGGAUUAAUGUCAGUAGGAUGGGCAAUAUUUACCACCAUGUUAGUAAUGUGUGUUAUGAAAUCUACAUUGUCAUUCUUUUGGGCGUUGUUUACAUUAGAUUUAACCAUUAUUCUUUUAGCGGUGGGGUUUUUGUUAGAUAGUGAUAAAGUUAAAAUAGCAGGUGGGAUUAUGGGAGUUAUUAAUACAUUUGCAGGUUGGUUUGAGGCAUUUGCAGGUGUAGCCAACGAGCAUAAUUCAUAUUUGGUUCCUAAAGAAAUCCCUUUGCCAGAUCUCUCACUUUGGUUUAAACGUAAAAAGACUGACCAUCAUCAUACGUCAGAAUAG
Candida dubliniensis CD36 is the source of this 846-nucleotide messenger RNA. It is a transcript of the gene ATO5, whose product is annotated as Ato5p. Gene Ontology annotation, cellular component: plasma membrane. Gene Ontology annotation, molecular function: acetate transmembrane transporter activity. The transcript has a single exon. The record is from RefSeq and is a predicted model, not a curated record. Bases 1 to 846 code for a protein of 281 amino acids. NCBI's taxonomy places the organism in Eukaryota, Fungi, Ascomycota, Pichiomycetes, Serinales, Debaryomycetaceae.